CAACACCAUUCAAUAUCGACGUUGACGCCGUGCAAGGACAUCAAAGACCAUUUGCGCCAAACUAGAUCAGGCGGCAAAGUCCUCUGAGUGUCAAUCAGAGGAGGGUCUGAAUAUUCAUUCUUGCCUCUGGCCGGGCCAUAUCCAGACACACAAUAUUUCCCUUGUUCCUGGCUAAUUCCUAGCCAUGCCCACAAUCUCCGUGGACAAGGCUGCCCUCUUUCGGGCGUUGGGCCGAGACUAUACGACGGAAGAGUUCGAUGAGUUAUGCUUCGACUUCGGCAUCGAAUUGGAUGAGGACACUUCGUUGACAGAGAGACCAAUAGUCGAUGGAAAGCAAGAGCCUCCUCAAUUGAAGAUUGAAAUCCCCGCCAAUCGAUAUGACAUGUUAUGCUAUGAAGGCAUUCAGCUCAUGCUCAACAUUUUCAACCGAAAAAUGACACCCCCUCAAUAUGUUCUCAAGGCCCCCGCCAAUGGUGAACUCCAGACAAUCACCGUGUCCAAGGAAACAGCACAAAUACGACCGUAUGUCUCAGGGGCCAUUCUUCGAAACAUCCAAUUCGAUCAGUCCAGAUAUGCAUCCUUCAUCGAUCUCCAAGACAAACUGCAUUCCAACCUGGCAAGACAACGCACCCUGGUCGCUAUUGGAACCCAUGAUCUCGAUAAGGUCAAGGGACCUUUUACAUAUGAAGCAUUACCCCCGAGAAGCAUCAAAUUCGCACCUCUCAACCAAACCAAGAUCAUGGAUGGCGAAGAAUUGAUGGCCUUCUAUGACAAGGACAAGCACCUUGGCCGCUACUUACACAUCAUUAGAGAUUCGCCCGUCUACCCUGUCAUUUACGAUUCCAACCAUGACGUCUGUUCCUUACCGCCUAUCAUCAACGGCGACCAAAGCAAGAUUACCCUCAACACCACCAAUGUCUUCAUCGAGUGCACAGCAACAGACAAGACCAAAGUCGAAGUCGUGAUCAACAUCCUGGUUGCCAUGUUCAGUCAAUACACAUCUGAGCCGUUCACCGUGGAACCCAUUCAAAUCAUUUCUGAACACAACGGCGAGUCUCGACAAGUCCCCGAUCUUACCCCACGAGCGACCGAGGCAGAGGUGGACUACAUCAACGCUUGCUGUGGUUUGAACCUCUCCGCAACCGAGAUUUGCCAGCUCCUUCGUCGCAUGUCCUAUACGGCGCGGCCAUCAAAAUCCGACUCUAAUCUCAUUGAUGUCGAUGUUCCACCCACCCGCGCCGAUGUGCUACAUCAGGCAGACAUCAUGGAGGAUGUGUGCAUCGCCUAUGGCUUCAACAAACUUCCCAGGGCGUUUCCCAAAGUCGGUGCCACGGUUGCUGCCCCGUUGGCCAUAAACAAACUUGGUGAUGUACUAAGAUUGGAAGCUGCCAUGGCCGGAUGGGCCGAAGUUUUACCCCUUAUCCUUUGCUCACACGAUGAAAAUUUUGGCUGGUUGAAUCGGAAGGAUGACGGCAAUACCGCUGUUCGGCUAGCCAAUCCCAAGACUGCUGAGUAUCAAGUGGUUCGCACGAGUCUAAUUCCCGGUCUGCUCAAGACAAUUCGCGAAAACAAACACCACACCAUUCCAAUGAAGAUCUUUGAAGUCAGUGAUGUGGCCUUCAAAGCUCCGGAAUUGGAAAGGAAAUCUCGCAAUGAACGCCAUUUUGCUGCCGCGUGGUACGGCAAGACUUCUGGCUUCGAGGUGGUACAUGGACUACUUGACCGUAUUUUGGCCAUGUUGAGAACCGCAUUCAUAACCAAGGAAGAAGGACUUGAGGCUAAGAACGGUGCUAGAGGGAGCGACAUUCACUACUGGAUUGAAGAGGUCGAUGACCCCAUGUAUUUUGCCGGUCACGGAGCAAGUAUUCAUGCCAAAAUCGGCGAGAAGGAGGUUCAGAUCGGCAGUUUCGGUAUCUUGCACCCCACUGUCCUGGAAAAAUUCGACUUGAGGUACCCUGUCAGUGUACUCGAAUUUAACGUGGAGGUGUUCUUGUGAUAGGUCAUAGAUUGAAGCAUGGGAGCAUGCUGGCCGCCCGGGGGCCACAAGGGGCCGCCGGCCUCAGUGUGCCCAAUGCGCGACAUAGAAUAACGCAUGAAAGUUAGACUUCUGCCAGUAUCUGAU
Molecule: messenger RNA, 2122 nt
Organism: Exophiala mesophila
Lineage: Eukaryota; Fungi; Ascomycota; Eurotiomycetes; Chaetothyriales; Herpotrichiellaceae
Product: phenylalanine-tRNA ligase, beta subunit
Exons: 1
Coding region: 185-1996 (603 amino acids)
Biological process (GO): phenylalanyl-tRNA aminoacylation
Cellular component (GO): cytoplasm; phenylalanine-tRNA ligase complex
Molecular function (GO): magnesium ion binding; phenylalanine-tRNA ligase activity; RNA binding
Source: RefSeq, a predicted model, not a curated record